GCGGGGCUGUUGCUAUCAAUAUGGCGGUUGUCAGCCAGACAAAGACAGUCAGUCGGCUGUGAUUGAGACAAGGGAGGUUUUCAGGGGGAGACUGGGAGAUAGGGGCCUCCCCUCCCCCUUCUCCUCUUCCUGUGUCGGCCUCAACCCCUCCCCAGUCCCUUCCCGACGGGCGCCCCACGCGGAAGACAGCCCUCCCCCUCCCGUUUCCCCUCCUCCCCGCCUCAGCCCUUCGUGCUGGGACGUUGGGGAGGGGGCUGUGCCGGGCGCGGAGAACUCCGCGAGGAUCGAAGUGGCCUGGAACUGAUCCCACAAUAUCUCCAAGGUCUUCCUGUGUUCUUACUGAAUGAAGUCUAUUGGCAUACGUUAGAUUGCCACUGAAUGGUAAUUAACGCUGAUCAUCUCUAGAAAAUAUAUUGAUUCACCUCAUGUAAAGUAUGCUCAGUUCCUUUCCAGUGGUUUUGCUGGAAACCAUGUCUCACUAUACAGAUGAACCCAGAUUUACCAUAGAGCAGAUAGAUCUGCUUCAGCGCCUUCGGCGUACUGGAAUGACUAAACAUGAAAUUCUUCAUGCCUUGGAAACUUUGGACCGUCUUGAUCAAGAGCAUAGUGACAAGUUUGGAAGGAGGUCCAGCUAUGGAGGAAGUUCCUAUGGGAAUAGUACCAACAAUGUUCCAGCAUCUUCCUCUACAGCCACAGCUUCCACACAGACCCAGCAUUCGGGAAUGUCACCAUCACCUAGCAACAGUUAUGACACCUCCCCACAACCUUGCACUACUCAUCAAAAUGGAAGGGAGAAUAAUGAGCGAUUAUCCACAUCUAAUGGGAAGAUGUCACCAACUCGCUACCAUGCAAACAGCAUGGGUCAGAGGUCAUACAGUUUUGAAGCCUCAGAAGAGGACCUAGAUGUUGAUGAUAAAGUGGAGGAAUUAAUGAGGAGGGACAGCAGUGUGAUAAAAGAGGAAAUCAAAGCCUUUCUUGCCAAUCGGAGGAUUUCCCAAGCAGUUGUUGCACAGGUAACAGGUAUCAGUCAGAGCCGGAUCUCUCACUGGCUGUUGCAGCAGGGAUCAGACCUGAGUGAACAGAAGAAAAGAGCAUUUUACCGAUGGUAUCAACUUGAGAAGACAAACCCUGGGGCUACACUAAGUAUGAGACCAGCCCCCAUUCCAAUAGAAGACCCGGAAUGGAGACAAACACCCCCCCCAGUCUCUGCCACGUCUGGCACCUUCCGACUGCGACGAGGGAGUCGGUUUACCUGGAGAAAGGAGUGCCUGGCUGUCAUGGAAAGCUACUUCAAUGAGAAUCAAUACCCAGAUGAAGCAAAGAGAGAAGAAAUCGCGAACGCUUGCAAUGCAGUCAUACAGAAGCCGGGCAAAAAGCUGUCAGACCUGGAACGAGUUACCUCCCUGAAAGUGUAUAACUGGUUUGCAAACAGACGGAAGGAGAUCAAGAGGAGAGCCAAUAUUGAACCCCAAGACAGGAGAGCUGCCCAAUCAGUUGAAGCAGCAAUCCUGGAGAGUCAUGGGAUAGAUGUACAGAGUCCAGGAGGCCAUUCCAACAGUGAUGACGUCGACGGGAACGACUACUCAGAGCAGGACACUUGGCAAGUGCGCAAUGGGGAGGAGGAGGAGGGAAGAAGUUCAGAGGGAGGCAGAGAAGCAGAGAAGGAUGACAGCACUAGCCACAGUGACCACCAAGACCCCAUCUCGUUAGCUGUGGAAAUGGCAGCAGUCAACCACACCAUCCUGGCAUUGGCCCGACAAGGAGCCAGCGAAAUCAAGACAGAGGCCCUGGAUGACGACUGAGCAGGGACGGUCGAACACAAGAGGUUACCUUAGUGUAGAUGUAGCACCUUAGCAGACUUUCCUCGGUCCUUAACAUGUGUUCUUACAGUAUAACUUGCAGUUUUCUUGUAUGUCAGUUAGCCGUUAGGGUCUUGUUCUGUGAAGAUGGCAUGGUGCCCUCAGCCUUUGCAUAUACUCUCUCAGUAUUAAUUCCCAGUAAAUAAUAGCCAACCGACUGACCGACCAAACUCCCCUCUCCCAGCCCUCAAGGCUAGAAAAUCUCGCUGCUCUGUCUUAGCAUUCCAGGAAAGUGCUUCCAGGUAUAUAGAUAGCCCUCAGUUCUCCAAUAUUAGGCUCCGUGUAACCUUGGGUACCUUUGGAUUCCUGUAACACUAGGCUGUACUCCUUUUCCUUCCCCAAGACCGAUAGGCUGCAAGCUGAGGCAGUGUGGCCCAGAAUGGACAGACAUCAUUUGGGGAGUAUGCACAGAGUAGAAAGAACACUAGAGCCCCACUUCAGCGUGGGAGUGCCCGAUUCCCAGCUGCAAUAAGCCGUGCCUCCUAAUAGCCACACUGUGGCUACACCACACUUCUUUCUGGGUGCUGUGCCAAGAAUGUCAGGGGAGAAACUCCAUCUCAGAUUUUGGUUGAUGUUAACAUGCCUGACACAGACAUCCUUUCCUCUCACAAGCUGUGUGACUGAGUAGAUAAAAUACUGCCUUCUGCCUUUGGGACCAUGAUUAAAAUAAACAAAAAAAGAUUUUUAAAAAAGUCAUGAAAAAAAAAAAAAACCCCAGCUUGAGAGCAUUGGAAAAAAAAAAAUCCAUGAGCUGAAUGACUCCUGGAUGUUAAGUCCAGGUCUCAGAACCACUGUCCCUUAUGUGGCACAGGUGUCCCGCCUGCCUGCAAAAGCACUGGAGGCCACCACGGAAGCUGGCUUGCCUCCUGUCUAUGUCCCCUUUCCCGCUACCAAAAAAAGAGGCUAAGGUCAAAACUGAGUGAAUGCAUUUCCAGUCUUUGUGUCCAUUAAGUAAAGCCCCCUCAGUUUGAGAGGUCGGAGCAUACUUUAUAGUGGGAUUCUGCUGACCAACCAUCACAAAUGCAAACACCCCCCUAAAUGGGAGCAGACAGAAGCAGGGGACGUUUGCUGCUUCCGUGGUGGGUCUGUGAGGUUCCACAGGAUAUGACUGCUUUGGUGUUCUCUUUACCCUGUCCUUGUAGAGGUGUGAAAAGCUAUAUUGCUAUAGGCAAUUUAUUUAAUAAUUGGAAGCCAUAUUGAUAAUGGAUGUGGUAAUAUUUGUAAAGUUUAAUCAACUUUAAGCGGCAGUAACUAAUGGGAUUUUUUUCCUUGAUCACGUAUGUAGCACUUUUGUUACUUUUUAAAGAUAUUUAUAUUUGAUAAAUCUGUUCUUCAUUUUGAGAACUCAAAAUACCAAACAGUGAACUUGCGUUAUAAAGUCACCCUGUGAUCACCUUGUUAUUUAGUAGCAAAAUGAUUAACUAUUCAUGCAUCAAAGAAAAUUACAUCUGCUGGCCUUGUAUGAACAUGAUCUAUUGGUAUCGCAAUUAGAUGACACGCUGUCGCCAUGGGUAAGAGGAAACGGCCUUCACUAUAGCAGCAUAGGUGCGUUGGAGGCGUGACUGCUGUGUGUCGGCCUUGUUCCGUCUCUCCUUUCUGCCCACAGGGGACCCUUGUGCAGAGGGGACAUGGGGCUGGCCAUUAGGUAGUGCUUCUGUCUGUUGAUCACCUAAAAAUGAUUUCCAAGAUGGGAGGAAAGUGCCAUUUCCUUACCUCCCCACCCCUCUUCCCCACCCAGUGUAUUCCACCUAAAACCACUGAGGGAGCCUGGGGCUUACUCACCUUCUUCAUGUCAGCUUUCUUGCUAGUGAGAUUCUGAGUAUCCGCCAGUUCAGCUGGUCUGACUCCACUCGAGGCACAUGCAUGUGAGGCACGUGCUGAUGGACCGUCUCCUGUGAAUCCUGCUUAUAUCAGUGUGGGAGCCUUUGCGAGGGCGGAAGUGCCACCGUAGGUGGGUCUGUGAUUUUAAAGAGCUCUAGGCGGGGCCUGCGCCUGCCCUCGUCCAUGGAUUUCAGAGGGAAAAUGUGUAUACUUUUUCCAGCUAAUAAGCAUUGAAGUAAAAUGGAGUCGUCUUUUCUGUUUUACUGUAUUACUUGAACCAACAAAUUCAAGAGUACCAUUUGUUAUUCUCAGGAAUGAUUCCCCCCACUCAUUUUCUUUCUUGGUGUCUUUGAUUUUAUUUCAAUUAGGAGAUUGUUAUCUUUCUUUCCUUUUAAUAUUACUUAGAAGAAAUACAACAUAUUGUAUCUAUCCAUUUCAGUGGAAGUUUUGUCUUUUUCUUGGUUGAAUCAGAAAGAAAAGCAGAGAGAAAAACACACUGACAAGCUACAUCCAUGAUUUAUUGUAAGGAGAUUAUUAUAAUUGAUAGCUUCUCUAUGAUGGGAUUGCUGGUAUCAUUUGUUCUUGCUGGUCUUUUUAAAGAAACAGACUCAAACUGUUAAGACAGCUGCAGUUUCUAUAGAAAUACAGUGAUUGCCAGAGAAGAGCUAAAAGGUUUUUCAUUGUUUUAAGACCUUUAAGGAAGGAAAAAGGCUUCCGUGAAGGAGCGUGUGCAGGGGUGGAGGCAGCACCAGGCCCCCUCCGCAGUGUGGGGGAGUGGGAGGGUGUGCCCGCCCGCGCUGGAGAGGAGAGCGCCACACGCGUUCAGGAGGAGCCCCACGGAGGAGGCUUCCCCCCAGAAUUCUGCUUUAGUUAAGGAAGACUGCCGGCCCGCCCGGAAGACCCACCUGCCUUACAUACAGCUGUUGCUUUUUCACCAGAAGUAGAAACUUGGUUUUGGGGGGCCUAGAUUUAACUGUACCGUUGGUUUUUUUGUUUGUUACCAGGUUCAAUUCCACUGUUUUGUCCAGGCUACCUUAGUUCUUAGGAUGGUAUAUAGAGUUGCCACUGUCUAAUCUGUAUCUGUAAUAUAUUUGAACAGUAAAUUUUUUUCUUACGCUUUUUCAGGUUUGAGAGGUGGUAUUAAAAUAGAAACUCUAAACUGCUCUCUUACGGAAAAAUAGCCAGGCUCUUUAAAAAAUCCUGUUCUGUGCUUUUUGGUUGUUCUUUCUUCUCUGACUCAUGCUGUACUUUUCUUCAGGCCUCAGAGGACUACUUCAGGGUCUGCUCUGCCCCUGGGGAGACCCGCAGCAUGGUGGUGGUGGGGAAGUGGGGGGCUUGUCAGCAGUUUAUGUAACUUGUCUGUUGUUAUUUUUUAAAGACACUUUGGUCGAAUUACUAUAGUCAUAUGGGUAAACUUCGUACCCUACUUAAAAUAUAGCCUUACACAGGAGCCUGUUAAAGACAGACCAUCCUAAUGAGAUUUCUGCCUCGGUUGCACCCUGACAUCAGAUGAAAGGCCAGGGAGGGCAGUCGGUACCAACAGGAUGCCUCCAUUUAUUUCAGCAGCUUGUAAGUGGGAGUCACUCCUUAAGGCAGUUUUCUGCAUCGUCAGGAUCCUGUAAGUGGCUGACAGGUGUGCUUAGCCGCCCCCUACCUGCGGGACCUGGACGGACCUGCACACUGUCAUUUGGUGGGACCACCCCUUCCCCCAUGUCCCGUAUUUCCUCACAGGAAAGAAGAUCCUGGGGCAGAAAGAGCCCUAUAAGGCGGCUCUCUAGGUCAGUGCAGGUGGCCGCCUACGAGGAGGUGAGUCGGCGGCGGCUGGGCCUCUGCUGGGCCCAGGCACCCGGUGCCCUUGCCCCCGAGGGAGUGACGCCUGAGGAGCUCGUCUCCACGGCUGCCUCAAUCCUCCCACUAGGCUCCUCGGUACUGGUCUCCCUCUCGGAUUCCAACCGUCAGGCGCCAAGUGGAAACACGCGCUCACUUACAGGGGCCCUCCAGCCACACCGUAGGCCUGCGCUGAUGCCUCUCCGCCCCCUGCCUGGCGCUGAGGCCCGGGCUGAGCCGGCUGCCCUGCCCGACUUGCUCAUCUCCGCAGCUCAUGGGGUGGGUGUUGGGCUCCAGCUCUCCAUACAAACAGCCCUGCCUGUCUGGCAGCCCACCUUUUUGACCAGCUACGUAUUCCACUGACCAGCUACAUUAUCUCCGCCCAUAACAGGGAAAAGGUUCCUUUUCCGUGAAUGGUCCCCCACCCCUGUCCUGAAAAUGUGAACUUCAAGUCCUUAUUCUCUUAGUCUUAAAAGGGUUCGGUUUAAAGACUGCCUUUAAAAUUGCUCUAUCUUCUUUUGCUCAGAGAAUAACCAGAGUUAUUUUGUCCCCAGUGAGUCUUAACAGAUUCUUUGGCAAUAAUUUGUCUCGUCGUUGGUGAUCUUACGCUCAGUAGCAGCUAGUCCUGACUCCAUGUUGUGUGUUGCUUUUCCGUGUCGGUGCAUCUGCGAUUUACAUCAGAGCGGUGAUAGAUCGUGUCAUUCUGCUGUUGUGGUUAUUAGUGAUGUUGCACUGCUGUGGUCACAGGGGCUGCACCGAAGCCAGCCGGAUCCAUUUAUAGCUUUACUGAGCCGGACUUGCUUGUCAGGGUUUCCCAAGUGGAUUGGGCACAUUGACCAGCUCCCACUGGUGGCAUCUUUGUGGGGCUUGAGGUGGAGUGGGGAGGGGUGGGGACGCAGCGGGCAGGGGUGGGAACUACAGAUAAAACGUUCCUUCCUGUGUACUCCCUAAGGAGCAGGAUGUUCACUCAGGAUUUGGAGAUCCAUCGUCAGCCAUGUGGAACUUGGCGCACUGGGCGGCAUGUGCUGAAGGCCCUCGUCAUCUCAAUGUCCGUGCUGUCUACUGCACGUUACUCAGUGAGACCUGCAUUACCAGUUUAAAGGUGUCAUGUCCCCACAGGGAGAACAGGUUUUCCCUAGGAGGCAGCUCAGGACAGCCAGGUGGCCCUGUAAGGACCCCCUAGUGGGAGCCCCCAGAGCAGAGGCCCCUUGCUUUCUGUGCUGGGGUCUCCCUCAUUGUAUGCUCCUCUUUUCAGAAGGUGACUGUCACUUAUGAGGAGAGAUUUCCUUCCCUCUCUCGGAACUACCAUACUGAGGUGGUGAGAAAGGCCCUUUAAAUGCAUAAAGUCUCUAGGUCUGUUCCUAUCACGGCACCUCCGCUCGCGAACUGACUGUGACCAGAAAGACUGUCCUUAAUUCUCUAAGUGAUAAGCUACUGCUCCUGCCACUGAGAGGCCAGUGGUCGUAGGCUCACUGAUCUCUAAAGUGCAGCUCUGUUCAUCCAUGUGUAUUCAAAGCUGGGAGUUUAUAAACUGAGAAGUUUCUAUAUCAGCUUCAUUAUUCUUUCUUGGUGGGGAUAGAGAGCAGCAGAAAGCUAGCUAAUGAUCUGAGGAAUCCAGUUUCCUGGAACAUGGUUUUCUUUUGUAAUCAAGAGGGGAAUAAAUAUAGGAGAGAAGAGAGGGUAAAGUCAGCUGCACCCAAGGACCCCUCCGUCCCCUUCUUAUCGCCACCCAAGAACCCCAAGGAUGAGGUAGGCGCUGUGGGAUUAUAUGUGUGCACGUUUCUGCACUUCUUGUUUGUCAUGCUUCAUGUGACACUUGGGGCCAAGCAAUGAGCAGAAAAGUACAUCUACUUGCUAACUAGCAUUUUCACACCACUGAUGGUUACCCACACGCUUCCCAGCCAUUAGCUCCCAAAGGAUCCACCUGCCGGGGGCUUUGCCCUCCUCCUGGCUUCCCUUGUACUGGGCAUGUUCCCAGAUCGGCUUGCCCCAGUCUGGACAGCAGUCUCAUGCCUGGUGGGUGUUGAGCCCCUGGUGCAGCCAGUCAGGGGGCAGCCGCUCAGCGCACACUGUCACCACACUUGCACAGCAGACCUGGAGGCAUGAUGCACACGGCUCUGCUCCUGGCUCCACAUUCCUGGGAUGCUGGCUCCUGUGACUCCAUUUUCAUUUUCUCUUUUAAAUAGAAGUAGCUCUGUUCAGCCAUAAUUAACUCUGAGAUUCACACGGUGUGCUGUGAUCAAAUUAAGGUUUGCCUGAAUCCUUUCAAAGUGUAACCAUGGAAAUGAGGGGGGUGACAUAGAAUGAAUAUAUAAAAAUAUAAUGACAAUUGUUCUGAAUGACUGAACGUCCUCCUGACAUGUAAUUAGCUGUUUUAGCAGGAUGUAGAUUGGCAUGGUCAUAAUUAAAAGGAUUUCUGUCCUUUAUGUGAUUGGAAAUGGCAGAUCUCCCAUUUCCCCAUCCCCUUUUAGCACAACACAAAUGCUCCCAGGAACAUUCGGAACAGCAGCUCAGUAAACUAAAAUAAUGAUAUGGUGUCCUUGUCCUCUCCUAAGUGAAAGAGAGUGACUUGGAGCUGUUUCAGCUUCAGAACGGAAGCCUUUGGUCAUUGCCCCCUGUGGGACGCCUCGGUUAUCUGAGAACUCUCUCCCCCCUCAGCUUCAGCCAGAAUCCCACACUGGGUCAGUCGGUGAGAGGCCUCGAUGACUCUGUCCUGCUUGCUAGCCAGCCAGUAGUGUGUUGGCCUGACUUCAGGACGUUUACUGUCUCAUGAGCUCCCUCGCGCAUUAAAUGUUUCCUUGGUUAUCUGAUAUUUCCAUUGUGAUCACCAUCAGAAGUAUUUGUCAGAUGGGUGUUUAUACAUGAGUUAAGAAGGGUUUUCCUCAUUGAAUCAUGAUCUAGAGCAGAUAGCAUGACAAACACAUAAACCAACACAUACGGGCUUUGGGCUUUGCACAACUGGGUGACAUACACACUGGUGUGUGCAGUGCCCAGUGUUCCCGCAGCAGCGGGACGCGUGCAUGUGCCCAGGUCUUCCCACACAGCUCUGCACAGUGGCCUGUGCUUCUUGGGGUUUGCCCCACUGCUCUGCUUUGUUGGGGAUUGUCUCCCCAGCCCUUCUAAAUCUGUGUUCUGUCCCUCCCACUUCUUCCCUCCUCUUGCGCCCACCCCACCCACUGAGCGUCUGUGCGGCCGCUGCCCAGGAUGCCCGCUGUUCUCGGCCCAGGCCUCAUGCCGGUGCAAGCUGCUGUGUCACUGUCUAGCCUUCCUCUAGCGUGUGCUGUUUGGAUGUCUCCGUCACUUGAAGAAGUCUUUAUUUAGUUUUAUGAUCAAGGGUGAGUCUGCACCAACGUAGUGCCAGGUGGCCCUCCAUGAGCUGCCUCGUUCCCGUGAGGCCCCCAUGUCUUUCUUCAGGUCUGGACACUCCAGGAUUGGUUAGUAGCCACUGAAGGAAAUACUUGUGUUCCUAUUUUGAUGCUGUCCUUUCCCAGGUCUUUCCCACUCUCCCCUAUCAGGAGGAAUCCAAAUGCAAAUGCUGAAGUUGAGGUUCGGGAAAGCACCGAGAUAGGCUGCUGCUUUGUGACUGUCCUCUCCCCCCCUCCCCCGAGCACACACACACCCAGUGGGAAGGGUUUUGCCUUGGGGUUCUUUUAUUUUUGUUCCUCUCAAAACACCUACAGUCAACUGUGUGGUAGUUGGGCUAGAUCAGGAAAAAUAAUACCAAAAAGGUUUUUACUCAGUGUCUCUUCCUGUAAGAUCUAAAAACGACUGUCAGCCCCACCCCCACCUCCACCGCCUGCGUUCAGAAUACAUGUGCUGCCCUUGAGGCUCUGCGGGGGGCAAUCGGUCUGUGACAGUUGGCAUGAUUGUGGAUUUAUGAGUCCCAAAAGCAGAGUGUCCUAUCCCUUUUCUUAUUUUCCCAGCUGCUGAAAGAUAACUAUCUCAAUUAGAAUUGAGAAUCUGUCUUUUAAGAUCAGCUAUUCUGAGAAUGGACUGGAAUAUAAUUCUGUGAUUGGUGAGACAUGCAUUAAAACAGCCAGCUGAGCAUUCUGAUUAUCUGCUUACAUUCAAAGAAAAUAGAAUUAUCACUGCAGUUUAAACCUUCUAACAGUCUACUACUCUAGGGAUCAAAGUAUUAGAUGCACUGCUUGAGGGAUGAGGCUAUUUAAGAGGAACUGGAGUUGGUAGAUAUUUCCGUCCCCAGGUGUUCCCAGAGGCCACUUUGGUGAUUCAGAAAACCCUGCACCAUAUAUUCCUUUACCACAAGCAGCUCCUGCCAACAUAGAAAAGAAAGCCAGUCACCAGAAUCAGUGAAAAUAUAGGUAGUGCUUACCUGUGAAAUGUGUAUUUUGGGGGAGAAAACACCAGAAGUUCUUGCAAGAAACUAAAGUUGGGAUCAUUGUAGGCCAGCACCGUGAGACAGACACCCAGACCUCCGGGAGCGUUUGAAGCUCGUCCUAACAGGGGCGCUUGCUGAGCACGUGCUGUGCACCAGCCACUGGGCUGAGUGUUUUCACGGUCUCAUUUAUUGUUGAAGAUUCAGAGAACCUACACUGAGCAGGACCACUUCCAUGGAGGCAGGGCAGGUUAAGUCCUGCUUCUUUCACCUUUGGUAGGAUGUUGAUAAGAAAGCCCUACAUUUUCUCCCAGAACAGUGCUGGGUGAUCCCUGCCGGCGUGUUGUCACGUGACUGCCAUCCUGCUCUGCACUUGAGUCCUUCUGACACUGGCCCCAUGUCAGCGCGAUGAUGGAGACCCCAGAACGUCCCCUCCCCUCAGUGAUGCUGACAGAAGCGCCUCCCUCCCGCCCCCCUCCAGGAGGUGAACGCGGAGGUCUUGUCUUGUACUGGGAAGAAAUGUUACACUAUCUUGUAGUCUGAGGUCUGAGGGGAGCUAGAAUUUACUAGCACUCCUUGAGUGUGGUCACAGCUAGUGGAGGCGGAGACUGUGAAGACUGCGUGCUUCCCAUCCUCUCUCUAUUCAGCUCUUGCAGCAUUUUUCUCAGUGCUUGUUAUUUACGCAUCCUGCUUGGUUUACAAGUAUGUUUUGCAAAGCCAUUCCAACUCGUCUGCAUCCUGUCCUUCACAGUCAUGAGCGGCCGCAGGGCUGGGCCAGGACUGGUGGGGACGGAGGCUCUGGGGUCACGCUGGGGUCGGCCUCGCCCUGCGCUCUGUGGCUCCUUAUGAGCCUUAGGUGGCCGGCAAGCAACAGCUGCCUGGAGACAGAGCUAGACUGUGGCUCAGUGAGAACUUUCUACCCACAGUCCAGCAGAGGGGUGAGCCUCCUGCCUGUCCUAUGGCUUGUGACUGUCGUCAGGGACAUGGGCUCUGAGCUGACCUGAGGACUUGACUAAAACUGUUUUGAUUCCCCUUCUCCAGCUCUUCCUCUCAGCAGUCAGUGGUUCAUCAGUGGUGGGCUCUGUCUCUGUCUCUCCUGUCUGCCCUGCCGCGGCCCAGGCACCCGGGGACAGGCCUACCAGGGAGACUCCCUGGGAUUCGGGUCCCCUUACAGGUACCUUGUUUCAUUAGCUGCCUGAUGGGACUGAUUCUCCACUCCCCCAACAAAAACCCACCGUGGGGUGAAGGGAGGAAGGGCGGGGGCCUCCCGCUCAGCUGUUGGUGCAGAUCCGGGGUGUCCGGCUGUUGGAAUGUCAGAAUGCGGACUCCUCCUGGCCAGUGGGACACAGUCACACACCCGGGUUCCCUUGGUGACUUCUCUGGCUUCCCCUCCCUUCACAGCCAAGUGUAAAUCUCAGCCUUGUUUUCUUGCUUCCUCUGAGCACAGAAACCUCUCCCUGUUUUUGCUUUAUUAGAACCCGUUAAGGGUCCUUUUCCCACUUCGUCAUCUAUAGAUGCUAUUAAACUGGAAACAAAACGACAUUAAUGCUAUACUGGUGUAAACAGCAGCCAUGCUAGUGAUGCUGCUCUGAGGUCUGGGUUCUGGGCCAGAUUCGGAGGGGCAGAGGUGGCGGGGCAGCGGCGAGGUGGGUGGGGUGGAGGUGAGUGCCCAGUAGUGGCUCCUGUCAGGAGCAGCGUUGUUACUUGCCUUGAAAACUACAUUUCAUGAAGUGGUCCAUGAACCACUUCAUAUGCGUCUCUGAGGGUGGGCAUCACGGAAACAAACCAAAGUUACGGGGGGGCGGGGGGUGCUGCUCUUCACGCAUCAGUGGCGCUGGCCAGGCUUCUCGUUAUUGCUCGCUGCCUUCGCCAGAACAGUCCUCUCGGAAGGGCCUCCUCUUUUCCUAGUUGUUCUCACACUAAUAAUAGCAAGUUCUGUGGCCAGGAGCCCAGAGAGGCUGCUGGACUCUGUGCCCUCUGGUGGCCUGGUCUGUAGGGUCUGGAGAGAGAAAGGCCUCGGCAGGCACAGCGGGAUGCACCUCCUGCCCCACGACACCAAGAACAUCGCAGUUGCCUCCCCCGGAAGAGCCCACAGCCUUCCCGCUUCCCCAUGGGCUCCCCUUCUGGCCACGGCCACAGUCACGUGGGGUGUGCAUACCUUCUGAAGAUAACAUUUCCAGUCCGUUUUUUUUAAGUGCCUAAGCAAGUUACAGGCCCCUGGAACCUGCCAGAGAGUCGGCCUGUGCCCUCCCCGUCCCCUCCCUGCCCGUGGUCCUGGGGUGACACGGGUGGGCCCCCUCCGGGCCCCAGGGUUCUGCGGGCAGAACCACCACAAGGACAAGCACGUACAGCCGCUGGCCUCCCUCUUGCCGCGCUCCCUUCCGAGGGUCCUGCUGGGGGGCUGUGGUCUAGUUCUUGAGCAUGCUGAUGCUAGGCCGGCCUGCGGCUCCUGGGCGUGGAGAGCGAGCAGGGCGGCCUUGGAGCAGGCCCCGCCUCUGUCAGCAGUGGGGCAUCGGAUGCAAGAGGGCAGAGAGCCAAGUGACCAUGGCCACAAACAUGCACUUGCUGCCGUCAGUCACCAGACCCCGGCUGCCUCCUCUGGUCCUCCUCCGAGGCCCGAGGGGCCCGGGUUGUCUGCUCACAGGGCGCACAGGUCCCUCCUCCGUAGGGGUGCAGCAAAGGUGCGGCCUUGAAAGUGAGUGUGAGGUUUGCUGUUUUUUGAAAGUCAGACCUAAAUUCUGGGCCUUUAUUCUGAGUUGAAAUACGAGGAUUCUGCCGUGGCUGCAGUCUGUUCGUGAGCCGCGUGCAGCAGCACUCGGAUGAUUUGUGGAGCAUUACACGGUUUGCAAAACAGAACAAUCCAUAUCCAGGCACUUUAUUUUCAUUAAUAAUCCAGCAUUUUUGUUCAGACAAUGGAAUAACCCAAACUGGGCAAUCGUGUUAACACAGCCGGGCAGGUCUGCCAGAGACCUGGCUGGAGGAGGGAGGCAGGUGGGUGGCAUAGCCAGUGGCUCCAUGGAGAGGAGAGGCUGGCCUCCUUGGUGGCCCGCACCCUCUGCUCCCUAGGAGUCACCUGGCUCCCCACGUGCAGGUUUCACAGGGGCUGCCAAGCGCCUGUCAGCUGCGCAGCUGUGACUGUGGAGAGGAGAGGGUCGGGGACACAGGGAGCUGGGGGACAUCAGUGUGCCUCCCAUAAGGGCACCAGCACCCAGCAGGCUCCGGGGGGAUUGGGCACCAUGGGCCUGAUGCCCCGGGAAUGUCCGCAGGUCUUCAGCAUCCACCAAAUCCCCGCGAGUCCCUGUGACAGGCGGUCGGGGCCCCUGCUGUGGCUGCCGUGUGUCUUAAUCUCAGUGUUUCCCUGUGGCGUCUCCUGGUCUCUGUCCCCCAUCUCGUGCACCAUGGGUCCCUGAGGGGAGUCGCACCUGGGUCUGAUCUGCUGUAAGGUGUCCAGUCUACCUCAAGGGGUCAUCAUGGCCAACUGUCCCGAGAAACCCCGCCAUCGCCACACACACUGGAAGGUGUAUCUGCCCCAGCCCUGCCCCCGCCUUUCCCAUAAUCACCAAGAACUCCUAGUGCAAAUUGGAUGCUGCUUUAAAUGUGAAAACAAUUGUUCAAAAGCUAUAAAACCUGAAUGAAAGCUAAAGCUGAAUUUAUAAGCCUUGUUGCAUAUGAGCCAAAAGUGCAAAAAGCUCUAUAUAAUGUACUAAUACUAACCUGCCACUCGUAUAAAUAUAAAUAUAUAUAAAUAUAUUAAAAUCAGACUGUUCUACAAAAUUGUGUAUUUGUAUUUUUGUGUACGUACAAUUUUCUGCUAAGCAGAAGGAGGAUGUAGUAUAGGAUGCUGUGAGAAGAGAUUUGGUUUAAUCCUAUUUCUUUGUUACUUAUUUUUGUUAACAUCAGAUGCCUGUCUUUGUCUUAUGUGUAUGACACUGUCGGGGAAGCUGCAGUAUCUCUCCUCCUGGGGUCCAGAGUCUACAGAGAAGGAAGUCUGGGGUUGAGAGUGGUCUGGACCACCCAGUAGAGACAUGGGCAGAGCUGGGCCCCUGCUGCCCGGGAGCCACCCGGGGCCUGAGGUGGGGGCCGAGGGAGGGCAUGGCCCCAUGGCUGGAAAUCGGCUUCCCGAGCCAGAGACCAUAAGGCACCAGCAGGCUCUCCACCAGGCCCAUGGGUGGGGGCGCAGGACCUCUUUAUCUCUGGGCCGGAAGUCUGCCUGGAAAGCUGUAGGGGCUGUGCCAGGCUGUGGUGCCCAGCCUACUGGUGUCCCUGGGCGCCCCAUCCUUCUGGCUGCCUUCCACAGAUCAGGUUACCCACAUGCCUUCCCUUUGCUGAACUGCUGGCGCUUCACCACCCAGACCUCCAGCCCCAGUUCCCUGGAGUGUCUCAGAACCCCCUUCCCCGGUGCUAACUUGCAAGAGGGGUAAAGAGCUGCCACUAUGGCCGAAGCCAGAAGCCAGCCCUCGGAGAGGCCAGGCCAGAAGACACGUUGUGGGAGCCCAGGCCCGGCCCCCUGACAGCCCCUCCUGAUGAGGCCCUCCUGACGUGGACCUCCUCUAGGGAGAGCGAUACUGCACCUUCACCCGUGGGACUCAUAUUUAUAACAAUGUGUAAUGACUGUAGCAAAAAGCCCUUGUUUCUAGCUAUAAAUGGUCAAAGAAACAAGCGCUCUAUUAAUUAAAAUAGUUCAAAUGAGUCCUGUAUCAUUGUAUCUCCUAUUCUGGAUUAGUGCCUUUUGGACAGUAGACUGUUCUGUAAUUAAAAUGUAGUAUACUGCUUUUUUGUACAGUUUUGUUUUAAUAAAACUUUUUUUUAA
This is a messenger RNA of Manis javanica (Malayan pangolin), 14653 nucleotides long. RefSeq names its product homeobox containing 1 (gene HMBOX1). The record is from RefSeq and is a predicted model, not a curated record. Gene Ontology annotation, cellular component: nucleus. Gene Ontology annotation, biological process: positive regulation of DNA-templated transcription. Lineage: Eukaryota; Metazoa; Chordata; Mammalia; Pholidota; Manidae. Gene Ontology annotation, molecular function: double-stranded telomeric DNA binding.